AUGGACGCGGCGGCGCGCCAGGACGCGCUCGACGGCCUCCGCUUCGCGAGCAACGCCGCGGGCGACGCGGGCCUCGUCGUCGACGACAAGGGCGUCUCCGAGGCGCUCGCGCGGGCCAUCGGGAGCCGGAAGACCGCGGCGGCGGCGCUCGCCCGGGCCAUCGCCGACGCGCGGGAGCGGCCCGGCGCGGCCGCCGCGGACGCCGUCGCCGCGAGCCUCAAGGCGGCCCUCGAUGACGCGGAGCCUCUCUUCGGGUCGUCGGAGGCCGUCCGGGCGGCCUGGGCGCUCCUCGACGCCGCGGAGCGGACGCUCCGCGACCGCGCCGCCGCCGUGGCCGCGCUCGACGACGCCGCGACGAUCGACGCGCUCCGGGAGGCGCUGGCGAAGUGCCGCGCGCUCGGCGCGGAAUCGGCGGACCUCGAGGACGCGGCGGGGCGGCUCGACGCGCUCGAGGCCGCCGUCGCGGACCUCGAGGGCGCCCUGGCGUUCGCCGCCGCGCGGCCCGCGCCCGCGGACGCCGGCGACGUCGCCACGGAGCUCGAGGCCGUCGCGAGCCGCCGUCGAAAGACCGUCGGCGACGACCAUCCCGUCCUCGCGGCCGUCGACGCCAGGGUCGCCGAGGCGCUGCAGGUGCUCAAGGACCGCGCCGCGGCCGUCGCGGAUCUCGCGGGCUGCGAAACCAUCGACGAGCUCCGCGCGGGCCUCGAGCGCGCGCGCGCGCUCGGCGCGGGCGGCGCGUCGCUCGAAGCCGCGAACGAACGCCUCGCGGCGCUCGUCUCCGCCGCGGAGCGCGUCGCCGCCGCGCGCGCGGCCCUUGCGGCCGCGGCGACCAUCGCCGAGUACGCGGCGGCGCUCGACGAAGCGGCGGCCGCGGGCGUCGGGAGCGGCGACGCGGACGUGGCGCGAGCCGCGGCCGCGCACGCGGACCUCGUCGCCCGGGCCGCGCGCGAGGCCGCCGCGGCCUCGGCGCUGUCCGCGGCGGCGUCGCGCCUCGCGGAGGCGAAGCUCAGCGACGGCGCC
Messenger RNA from Aureococcus anophagefferens, 1020 nucleotides. RefSeq lists its product as hypothetical. The transcript has a single exon. The record is from RefSeq and is a predicted model, not a curated record. NCBI's taxonomy places the organism in Eukaryota, Pelagophyceae, Pelagomonadales, Pelagomonadaceae. The annotation marks the transcript as partial.